Molecule: messenger RNA, 667 nt
Organism: Anoplophora glabripennis (Asian longhorned beetle)
Lineage: Eukaryota; Metazoa; Arthropoda; Insecta; Coleoptera; Cerambycidae
Product: chymotrypsin BII-like
Exons: 4
Coding region: 1-660 (219 amino acids)
Biological process (GO): proteolysis
Molecular function (GO): serine-type endopeptidase activity
Source: RefSeq, a predicted model, not a curated record
AUGAAGUGUACCGUCUAUCUCCUCGCCAUCCUAGGCUUCUGUCUGGCUCAGUCCUCUUCCGAAGUCUUGGAGCCCCUCUACGUUGUCGUUGAGCCCAUAAGGAAAGCCGUCGACCUUCCCGGACCUAGGAUCAUCGGUGGAUACGAGGUGGAACCCAAUUCUGUUCCGUACCAAGUAGCUGUGGUUAUAAACGGUAACAACCUCUGCGGGGGAUCUCUCAUAUCCACCACGAGAGUGUUGUCAGCCGCACAUUGCACAGUCAUCGCUGCCUUCGUAGAACUACGAUUCGGCUCCCACUACCACAACCAAAACGAACCCACCCAGGUACGUCUUACCAGCACCAGCUUCAUAAACCACGAACGCUAUGACGGGUCGACAAUCGAAAACGACAUUUCGGUGAUCUUGCUGCCCUCCCCGGUGGCUCCCACCGCCGCCAUCCAGGUCGUACCCCUCGCUCCCUCCACGGCACCUGAUUUCCAAGGCAGUCCACAUGGUGGCGCUGCGGCAUGCAACAGCGAUUCCGGAGGCCCUCUCGUCGCCGACGGCGUUCAAGUGGGUGUGGUGUCAUUCAGUGCACCAGGUUGCGAGGUAGGAUUGCCCACGGGAUUUGCUAGGGUCAGCGCCUAUAGGGAUUGGAUCCGGACCAACGCCGAAGUGUGAAUUUUGA